AUGCCUCCCGGAAACCAGCUUCUUCUCAGUGGAAUUCUAUCUCAAAUCGAAGUGAAAGGCGAUAUAUUAAACGGCAAUAAACAUCGAUCAUUCUAUUGGGUUCAGAUCUACGUCGACAACCAAGAAAUCAUCAAAUCGGAUAAAAUCAAGGCUCAUUCUGACAAGCUUUCGUGGCAAUGGGGUUCGGAUACCAAAAUCUAUUUCUCGCCUUCGUCGGUAGUCAGAAUUGAACUCUAUCGCGGGUUCAAAAGCAGCGCCAUGGACAAAUUCCGUCAAAUCCUUGUACACGUAGCACAAUUUGAGGAGCAAAUUGAGAAGUUGCUCGACAACAGCUCCGCAUUAUUCGAAUUGAAAGAUAAAAAGGAGCAAAGUGUUGCACAGAUCAAUAUGUCUCUUUUUCUAUCAGAGACACCGAAUGAGUUCAUCUCGGACUUCAUGAAGAAGGUUGACCGUGAUGUUGCCAACCUGAAAGACAUUGAUGGCGUCAGCAAACUGGCAUUGUCAAUUCUUGGGCCUGUUCUUCAGAGUACAAAGACCUUGAUGGACACUGUUGCUGAUGCGCAUCCGAUACUCAAGAUAUCAUGGAAGUUUAUUUCAAAUAUCUACGAUGCGACACAAGAAACGGAGAUCCAGGACCAAUCAAUCCGAGAGUUGGCUGAAAAUUUACGCGAAAUGCUUGCUACUGCGAAUGAGAAACUCGACCUGCCAAAGAUACCCAACGCCGUUGACAUAAUCAAGCAAAUUGGACAGCAUUCCUUGCAGGUUGCAUCAAUAAUGCAUGAGUACACACAAUUGUCUUACAACAAAAGAACAUUGUUUUUAAGCACCGGUAAUCUGGGUAAACGGAUUAAAGAGUGCCAAAGUAAAUUACAAGCUCUCAACAAAAGGUUCUACGAGAGAGUACAGCUUGAGAUGAAUAAGGCUGUAAAAGAAAAUCAGGAUAUGAUAAAGGAUGUAAAGAAAGAGGUUACCAAGGUCAAGGACGAUGCCCUAGAAAAAAAGAUUAUUGAGUGGCUAUGGCAUUCUGGUCCCCCACUUGAUUUUUCCAAAAAUUAUAAUGAAGCCAAUAAAAAGCAUCACGGAGAAACAUGUUCCUGGUUUCUUGACGACAAUAGAUUUGGGAAAUGGUUACACCAUUCUGGCUUUAUAUGGGUCUAUGGAAAAGCUGGGUGUGGAAAGACAAUUUUAAUGUCUUUAAUUAUCAAGAAACUCCCAGAAGCCAAUUCUUCGACUGGAAUUUGUUAUUUCUUCUUUGAUGCACGAGAUGGCCAGACGGAUUCACAGCUAUAUAUGAACUUUAUACGAUCUCUGAUUCACCAGCUAUGUGAUUUCCGCCAUGGAGGAAUUCCACAAGAGUUGGUCAACCUUUAUACAAAAUGUGGGUCUUCACAACCAUUGGAUGAACAAUUGGAGGAGACACUGCAAAAGAUCCUGGAGGGAUUUGAUCAUGUGUUCAUUGCCAUUGAUGCCCUGGACGAGUGCUUGGAUCGCCAAAGGACUCUUGAUUGGGUCAAGAAACUCCUAACCAAGUCCCAAGGGCAAACCAAUAUUCAUCUGAUAAUCACAAGUCGACGAGAGACAGAUAUCAGCAACAUCUUUCACAAUUUCAGGGGUGACCACAUUGAUCUUGUUAACUCUGAAAACAAAGAUAUUGAGCAGUAUAUCACACAGAAAAUGAAAUCAGACAAUCUGCGGAAAUUUGAUGAACAGCAUCAAUUUGAGAUAAAGCAAAAAUUAUUGUCUUGUGCCGAUGGAUCAUACAUUGCACUUAUGCUAAAUGAAGUGGAAAAAUGUUCAAACCUGGCCAUGUUGAAGACAACAUUGACUGAGAUGCCAAAGGAUCUUGAUGAAAUAUAUGGACAAAUUCUGCGUAAAUGCGACUCCAAAAAGGCUUUGGAUCUUCAAAGAUUUCUUCAGUUUCUUGCAUUCUCUAUAGAGGAUGUAAAACUUGAGGAACUUGCUGAAAUUAUUACAAUUGAAUUCACUCCAGAAAAUGAGCCAGUUUACAAUUCCAACAAACAAUAUUUCAAUCCUAUUGAUGUCCUCGAGCUAUGUGGGGGACUAGUAGUGACAGUAAGAAAUGAUGAAUCAGACAACCAGAGCGAGGACUAUGUCAAGCUGUCCCAUUUUUCAGUGAAGGAAUACCUCAUGUCUAGUCAUGUCCAAGACGUGUUUCAUCUGGCCAAGACCACGUCUCAAAUUGAAAUCUCAAAAACAUUGCUAUUAUAUCUUUUGGAGACUUAUGCCACCAUUCUUAACAACAACAAUAUUGGCCCUUAUAAUUUCCCACUCAAAUUCCAUGCUAAAAGUUACUGGCAUUUGUAUGUUCAAUGCCAGGGUGUAGGUGAAGACAACAUCAUAUGCAAGCUGGUAGUCUCUCUCUUAAGACUUGGAGAUUCUACAGGAUUUAAUGACAAAGUCAGCAAUAUCCUGUGGUAUGGAAGAUUGGAGACCAAAACAGCCGAGUCUAAAAUGAUCUGCCAGGCAUCAGUCCUAGGUCUUUGUGGUGUUGUGAAAGUCCUAUUGAGAGAGGUGGAUGAUAUAACCCUAACAAAGAAAUCCAUGGAUGGAAAAAAUCCACACCAAGAGAGGGUAAAAGGGAAGUAUAGUGAUGCCCUGCAGGCAGCAUCCUAUAUGGGGUAUGGAUUGGUGGUUGAAACCCUGCUGCAGCACGGUGCAGACAUCAAUGCUCUGUUUGGUAAUUACGGCACUGCACUCCAGGCGGCAUCCUAUAUAGGGCAUAGAUUGGUAGUUGAAACCCUCCUGCAGCAUGGUGCAGAUGUCAAUAUUGUGGGUGGUAGGUAUGGCACUGCACUCCAGGCGGCAUCCUAUUAUGGCCAUGAAUUGGUAAUUGAAACCCUCAUAAAGCAUGGUGCAGAUGUCAAUGUUGUGGGUAGCGAGCAUGGCACUGUACUCCAGGCAGCAUCCUUUUAUGGCCAUGAAUUGGUAGUUGAAACCCUCAUAAAGCAUGGUGCAGAUGUCAAUGUUGUGGGUGGCGAGUAUGGCACUGCACUCCAGGCGGCAUCCUAUUAUGGCCAUGAAUUGGUAGUUGAAACCCUCAUAAAGCAUGGUGCAGAUGUCAAUGUUGUGGGUGGCCAGUAUGGCACUGCACUCCAGGCAGCAUCUUAUAGGGGAUAUGGAUUGGGGGUUGAAACCCUCAUAAAGCAUGGUGCAAAUGUCAAUGUUGUGGGUGGUGAGUAUGGAAAUGCACUCCAGGCAGCAUCCUUUCUGGGCCGUGAGUUGGUGGUUGAAACCCUCCUGCAGCAUGGUGCAGAUAUCAAUGCUGUAAAUGGCAGUUAUGGCACUGCACUCCAGGCAGCAUCCUAUAGUGGAUAUGAAUUGUUGAUUAUAACCCUCCUGCAGCAUGGUGCAGAUGUCAAUGUUGUGGGUGGCAAGUAUGGCACUGCACUCCAGGCAGCAUCUUAUAGGGGAUAUGGAUUGGUGGUUGAAACCCUCAUAAAGCAUGGUGCAGAUGUCAAUGUUGUGGGUGGUGAGUAUGGAAAUGCACUCCAGGCAGCAUCCUUUCUGGGCCAUGAGUUGGUGGUUGAAACCCUCCUGCAGCAUGGUGCAGAUCUCAAUGUUGUGGGUAGCGAGUAUGGCCCUGCACUCCAGGUGGCAUCCUAUAGGGGAUAUGGAUUGGUGGUUGAAACCAUCAUAAAGCAUAGUGCAGAUGUCAAUGUUGUGGAUGGCAAGUAUGGCACUGCACUCCAGGCGGCAUCCUGUUCGGGUUAUAGAGCGGUGGUUAAAAUACUCCUGCAGUAUGGUGCAGAUGUCAAUAUUGUGGGUGGCGAGUAUGGCACUGCACUCCAGGCAGCAUCCUAUAUGGGCCAUAAUUCAGUGGCUGAAACCCUCCUGCAGCAUGGUGCAGAUAUCAAUGCUGUAAAUGGCAGUUAUGGCACUGCACUCCAGGCAGCAUCCUAUAGUGGAUAUGAAUUGUUGAUUAUAACUCUCCUGCAGCAUGGUGCAGAUGUCAAUAUUGUGGGUGGCGAGUAUGGCACUGCACUCCAGGCGGCAUCCUAUAGGGGAAAUAUAUUUGUGGUUGGAAGCCUCAUAAGGCGUGGUGCAGAUGUAAAUGUUGUGGGUGGCAAGUAUGGCACUGCACUCCUGGCGGCCUCUUAUGUAGGCCAAUAUAGUAUUGUGGACCUCCUCUUGAAAAAUGGGGCAGAUGUGAACACUUCCGCCAGUCGGUUUGACAAUGCUUUGCAGGCAGCAUGUUCCAAAAACCACGAAAAAGUCAUUCAAUUGCUCUUGAGCCACGGUGCUAAAGUAACCUCACUGGAUUAUCUGGAUUGUAUUAGCAAUCCCGCCCUUCAGGUAGAACUUCGUAUUGCUUACUCUGCACAUAAAGAAAGUAUAUCAAACCCACUUCAAACUAUGCCUGAAAACUGA
Messenger RNA from Psilocybe cubensis, 4389 nucleotides. RefSeq lists its product as uncharacterized. Gene Ontology annotation, biological process: RNA processing. The transcript is spliced from 13 exons. Bases 1 to 4389 code for a protein of 1462 amino acids. NCBI's taxonomy places the organism in Eukaryota, Fungi, Basidiomycota, Agaricomycetes, Agaricales, Agrocybaceae. The record is from RefSeq and is a predicted model, not a curated record. Gene Ontology annotation, molecular function: RNA nuclease activity; RNA binding; protein binding.